Molecule: messenger RNA, 1100 nt
Organism: Paramecium sonneborni
Lineage: Eukaryota; Ciliophora; Oligohymenophorea; Peniculida; Parameciidae
Source: the annotation of a GenBank genome assembly
AAUUUAUUUAUCACAAAACAAAAAUGAGCAACAUUCCACCCUCUCAACAUCCACCAUAAGCUCCAUAAGCUGUUCCAUUUUAAUAACCAACAUUCUAACCAGGAUUCGCUCCAUAAUAUGCUCCUAGUCCAGUUACAUAUGGACCACCCAUAACAUCAUCUCCAUUGAGAUAUUCACAACCACUUUAUUAAGCACCAGUUGUUUAAUAACCUGUAUAUGCUCAACCAAUUGUUCCUCAACCAGUUUAUGCCCCAUAAGUUGUCUAACAACCAAUAGUAACACAAUCUAUUGUUGCUUAACCAGUUGUUUAAUAAUAAGUUGUUGCUUAACCAGUUGUUUAAUAACAAGUUGUUGCACCAUAACCAAUCUAAGGAGAAAGCAGAAUUGAAUAUAUUCCAUAUGAAAAGACAGUUUUAGAAUAUGAAGAAGUCAGAUAAAGAAUUUAAGUACCAAGAGAGAAAUAUGUUACAGAUUAUUAUGCAGUGGAAUAUCAAACUGAAUAUGUUCCAUAAGUAUUCUAAGAAAAAUACACAGGUAUUAUAAAUAGACAUAUUUUAGAAUAUGUUCCAGUUGAUAGAUAUUAAGAAAGAGUUGAAUAUUAUCCAGUUGAAAGAUAAGUUGUUCAUUAACCAGUUUAAUAAGUCUAAUAAGUUGUAGCUUAACCAGUUGUUUAAUAAUCUGUUUAAGUUGUUUAAUAACCAGUCUAAGUUGUUUAAUAACCAGUUUAAGUUGUAUAACCCUAACCAGUCUAAGUAGUAUAAUAAUAGCCAGUCUAAGUUUACUAAUAACCAAUUGUUUAAUAACCAUUGGUUUAAUCUAUACCUGUUUAAACUGUUAGACCACCUGUAGCUCCUGUUUAUGCUCCAACUACAACUCUUCCUUUAGGAUAAACUGUAUCCCCAAGACAUCCUGGUGUUACUACAGUUCCAGGUAAACCAUUAGAUAAAACUUAAGUAUUACUUUUAUAUUAUUCUAUCUUUAGGGGCCAAAUCAACCAGCUCAAUAAUAGAAUAAGCCAAAGAGUUUCUUAGAUAGACUUUUUGACAGAGAUUGAAAUAAACAAUUAUGAAUAUUUUUAUAAAUGCACAAAUAACAUUUAA